AUGCUAGCUGAGGCAGAUGGCACGGUUCCCCAUGGAAGCGACAGCUCUAUGAGGACAAGCAAUAUCAAUAAUAAUAUAAAUCCGGACUCUUCAAUCUUAAUAUCGAAGAUGGAAGACGUUGUCAUCCCGUUCUCGUCUGAGGUGCCCUGCGACAAUAAUGGACAGCGCAUGUGGUGGGCAUUCCUCGCCUCCUCCAUGGUGACGUUUUUUGGGGGUCUCUUCAUCAUUCUGCUAUGGAGGACCCUCAAAUAUCUGUGGACUGUUUGCUGCCAUUGCAACAUUAAAAACAAGGAGGCUCAGAAGGUGAACAACCCCGCCAACAAUCAGGCAGCAGAAAGGGCACCAAAGGGCCCUGAUGAGAAGGAGGAGGCUCCAGCCAAUGAAGUGGGAUGGAUGACUUCAGUCAAAGACUGGGCCGGUGUCAUGAUCUCCGCUCAAACGCUCACUGGCAGAGUUCUAGUGGUGUUAGUCUUUGCGCUCAGCAUCGGGGCCCUCGGAAUAUACUUUAUAGACUCCUCAGACCCUAUAGAAUCCUGCCAGAACUUCUACAAAGAUUUCACGUUACAGAUCGAUAUGGCCUUCAAUGUCUUCUUCCUUCUUUACUUUGGCCUGCGGUUUAUAGCAGCCAAUGACAAGCUGUGGUUCUGGCUGGAGGUCAACUCAGUGGUUGACUUCUUCACUGUUCCUCCUGUGUUCGUCUCUGUCUACUUAAACAGAAGCUGGCUUGGUUUAAGAUUCCUGAGAGCACUAAGAUUGAUACAGUUCUCAGAAAUUUUACAAUUCUUGAAUAUCUUGAAAACAAGCAAUUCCAUCAAGCUGGUGAACCUGUGUUCCAUCUUCAUAAGCACAUGGCUCACAGCUGCUGGAUUCAUACAUUUGGUGGAAAACUCAGGGGAUCCUUGGGAAAACUUCCAAAAUUCCCAGUCACUAUCCUAUUGGGAAUGUGUCUACUUGCUGAUGGUGACUAUGUCUACGGUGGGCUACGGGGAUGUCUAUGCAAAAACCACCUUGGGGCGCCUCUUCAUGGUCUUCUUCAUCCUUGGUGGUUUGGCCAUGUUUGCCAGCUACGUCCCUGAAAUCAUAGAGUUAAUAGGAAACCGCAAGAAAUAUGGUGGUUCCUAUAGUGCGGUUAAUGGGAGAAAGCACAUUGUGGUCUGUGGUCAUAUUACCCUCGAAAGUGUCUCCAACUUCCUCAAAGACUUCCUACACAAGGACAGGGAUGAUGUCAAUGUAGAAAUUGUUUUUCUCCAUAAUAUUUCCCCUAAUCUUGAGCUGGAAGCCUUGUUCAAACGCCAUUUUACUCAAGUAGAGUUCUACCAGGGAUCGGUUCUCAACCCUCACGAUCUGGCCCGAGUGAAGAUCGAGUCAGCAGAUGCCUGCUUAAUCCUAGCCAACAAGUAUUGUGCAGAUCCUGAUGCUGAAGAUGCCUCCAACAUUAUGAGGGUCAUAUCCAUCAAGAACUAUCACCCCAAGAUCAGAAUAAUCACACAGAUGCUACAAUACCACAAUAAGGCCCAUCUACUGAACAUUCCAAGCUGGAACUGGAAGGAGGGCGAUGAUGCUAUCUGCUUGGCAGAGCUGAAGGCAGGCUUCAUUGCGCAGAGUUGUCUGGCCCAGGGCCUGUCCACAAUGCUAGCCAACCUCUUCUCCAUGAGGUCCUUCAUUGAGAUUGAGGAGGACACAUGGCAGAAGUAUUACCUUGAAGGAGUGGCUAAUGAGAUGUACACAGAAUAUUUGUCCAGUGCCUUUGUAGGCCUCUCCUUCCCCGCUGUCUGCGAGCUGUGUUACGUGAAACUGAAGCUGUUGCUUAUUGCCAUUGAAUUCAAGUCUGAGCAGAGAGAGAGCAGCAUUCUCAUCAACCCGGGCAACCAUGUCAAGCUGCAGGAGGGAACACUGGGAUUUUUUAUUGCUAGUGAUGCCAAAGAAGUAAAAAGAGCAUUUUUCUACUGCAAAGCUUGUCAUGACGACAUCACAGACCCCAAAAGGAUCAAGAAGUGUGGCUGCAAGCGACUGAUUUAUUCCAAAUAUAAGUAUAACGGAUUUGUCAGAUCACCAGCAGAUGGCGCUACAACACCAGGGAACAGUGGAAGCCAUAAAGAGGCUGGCGUUCGAUUCAAAGCCGAUUGCAAUAUAGUUGAAGAUGAGCAUCCAUCAACGCUCUCGCCCAAAAAAAAGCAGCGCAACGGAGGGAUGCGAAACUCACCCAACUGCUCGCCCAAAAUGAUGAGUCGACACGACCCCCUUUUAAUUCCUGGAAAUGAACAAAUUGAGAAUAUGGACAUGAACGUGAAGAGGUAUGACUCGACAGGGAUGUUUCACUGGUGCCCUUCAAAAGACAUCGAAAAAGUCAUCCUGACCCGGAGUGAAGCCUCCAUGACAGUGCUAAGCGGCCAUGUAGUGGUCUGUAUAUUUGGGGAUGUCACGUCCGCUUUAGUGGGGCUGCGAAACUUGGUGAUGCCUUUAAGAGCCAGCAAUUUCCAUUACCAUGAGCUAAAGCCUAUUGUUUUUGUGGGCUCGCUGGAUUACCUUCGGAGAGAGUGGGAAACUUUACACAACUUCCCCAAGGUCUCCAUCUUACCUGGUACACCAUUAAGUCGGGCAGAUUUAAGGGCUGUCAACAUCAACCUCUGCGACAUGUGUGUAAUACUGUCAGCCAAUCAGAACAAUAUCGAAGAUGCCUCUCUGCAGGAUAAGGAAUGCAUCUUGGCAACACUCAACAUCAAAUCUAUGCAGUUUGAUGACAGCAUUGGGGUCUUACAGGCUAAUUCCCAAGGUUUCACGCCUCCUGGAAUGGACAGGUCAUCUCCAGACAGCAGUCCAGUACAUGGUUUCGUGCGUCAGGCAUCUGUCACCACCGGAUCCAACAUCCCCAUCAUCACAGAACUAGUGAACGACUCAAAUGUUCAGUUCUUGGACCAAGAUGACGAUGACGACCCAGACACAGAGCUGUACCUCACUCAGCCGUUCGCCUGCGGCACCGCCUUCGCUGUCAGCGUACUCGACUCCCUAAUGAGUGCGACAUACUUCAAUGAUAAUAUCCUCACGCUGAUUCGGACGCUGGUCACAGGGGGAGCCACGCCAGAGCUGGAGGCUCUGUUGGCUGAGGAGAAUGCUCUCAGAGGAGGCUACAGCACACCGCAGACUCUGGCCAACAGAGACAGGUGUCGCGUCGCCCAGCUAGCCCUCUACGAUGGGCCAUUUGCUGACUUGGGGGAUGGCGGCUGCUAUGGGGAUUUAUUCUGUAAAGCACUGAAGACGUACAACAUGCUGUGUUUUGGAAUCUACAGAUUAAGAGAUGCUCAUCUCAGUACGCCAAGCCAAUGUACAAAACGAUACGUGAUCACAAACCCACCGUACGAGUUUGAACUGGUGCCCACCGACUUGAUCUUCUGCCUAAUGCAGUUCGACCACAAUGCCGGCCAGUCCCGGACAAGCUUGUCCCACUCUUCCCACUCCUCCCAUUCCUCCAGCAAAAAGAGCUCCUCCGUACACUCCAUCCCGCCAUCGAACCGGCAGAACCGCAGCAGUAAGACCCGGGAGGCCCGCGAAAAACAGAAUGCAACAAGGAUGAAUAGAAUGGGCCAAGAAAAGAAAUGGUUUACAGAUGAACCAGAAAAUGCCUACCCAAGGAACAUUCAGAUCAAGCCCAUGAGCACUCACAUGGCCAACCAAGUCAACCAAUACAAAUCCACUAGUAGUCUGAUUCCACCAAUCAGAGAAGUUGAAGAUGAAUGCUGAACACCAGGUUUUCUUGCUGACUCACCAGACAUCUGUACGCUCUUUCGAAAGAGACUGAAGGAGAUCACCAAUGGAGGCGUGAUGAUGACGAUAAGGACGGAGGUGUUAAAGACUGACACAUUUCUCCUCACUCAUUCUUCUAAUUGAGGGUUGGACAGGAACCCAGACUGGAAAGGGACCUCCUAUGUGUAUAUGAUUAAUGUUACUUCCAUGCUCUUGGACAUUGUUUUAUUUAUUUAUGUAUCCAUAGAGAUGUACAUAAUGACAAUCAAAUAUGGAUUGUACAGCCCCGCCCCUCUAGCACUUUUUGGAAUUAUUUUGAAAUUUGACAAAAAAAAAAAAGUACUUCCUGUAAUUCUUUGCAAUAGUUCACCUCUUCAUGUGACCAGACUCCAUGACUAAGGUGACUGGUUAUCGGAGGAUGAGGGUUGCGGCGAUAAACUGGUCAUAUCAUCUCCCAAAGAUUCACUCAGUUGCAUCGCAUCAAAGCAGCUGGGUUCAUCGCGUCACAUCUCCCGUCUGCUUCUGUUCUAUUUGCACUAAAACUGAACAAGUUUCUUUCCACAGAACAACUGGAAACAUCAACACCCCCACCUCCCCUACCAAUAAAGUGUCUCUGAGGAGAUGACAGAGGAAGGGAAGGAAGGAAGGGCUGCUUGGCUUUGGAGGCAUACUAAUUUUGUUCUCGGUUUGUUAUUCAUCAUGUCAUUGCUUUUAAAGUUUUGCUGUUUCACCUUGACUCGCCGUGUUGAGUGAGAGCAUUACAGGCCUGCAAAACGAAAUCAUAUUGCAAAACAAUAAUCUGUGGAGAAUGGUGCCAUGUUGGUGCAUGCUGGCUGGAAGAGAGCUCAUGUCUUCUGCUGAUAUGUCAGAUACCUAUGCCUGAGCCCAGUAGAUAGUGUGGUUGAUUAGCCUGAAUACAUGAAAAGGAUGCAAACAAAAAACAAAAACCUGCUCUGUCCUUCAUGCAUUCAGGAGUGUUUAUGUACAAGCUCUGUGUAUGUGUGUCGUAUUACAGCCACUUGUCCUUCUGAUGCUGCACCAUCACCCCCCCCCCACCAACGCUGAUUUGUAUGUGAUGGAGCACCUUUGAGGGAACAGCAUGUCUAUAAAAAAAAGUCAAUCUAAUAGACACAAACAGUAGGAGAUUCUAAUUCAUCUGGAUCUACUAACAAAGGCAUUAAGUUGCAUUCAAAAACAAACCAAAAUAGCCAACUAUGAUUGAGCGUACUUAACGCGAACAGCAGCUGUGUGGCCACCCAAAAUGCAGCAGAAUUGGGAUCGCAAAGCAGAGUGGAGUAUUGUCUGUAACAUGGAGAUUAUAUAUGAGGAAAGAAAUGCCACAUAUUGCAUAAAAGUGGGCAUCAAUGGGUCCUCCUCUGAUCGGUGCAACUGCCUGGCACAGGGUUGGCACAGAGGCAGUAAAGAGCUUGGAUGUUCUCUGUUGCCAGCCCAGAUGUCACAUGCCUCAAAAACUCUAAGGCAUUAAGCUGCUGUGUUCGGUCCUCUAACACGAGGAAAUGCUCAAGCAUAGUUGGUGGAAAUGCAACAAUGCCACAGACCGCUAAUAAGGACGGGGACGAGGAACGUGCUCGGGUCCAACACAGGAGUGUGUUUUGUGUGCGCUAACACACUCAUAGAUCCAAAUUAGGCUGUCGCAGGGAUGGGGGAUUGACCCGGUAGCCUUGUACUCCUAAUAGUCAACUUCAUCCAAAAAUGUAGUUGGAUUUAUACGUUUCAGCAUAAUUAUUUUAUAUCCAUAAACAUAAUCAAUUUGUACUUAUUUUUCUAGUCAAGAGCAAAGUGAAAAGUACUUUAGAAGACUAAAUUGAUAUAUUUAAUUAAAACUACAUAUCAAAAGAUUUUAUGUUUGACUAUCACUUUAUUUCACAUAUUCUAAAACAAAUGAUUAUUUUUUUAUCACCCCAGCCCCUCUUUGACAGACUGCAUCACUCUGGAGCUAACAAAGCUUAGACUAGCUUGCAUUGUGAAAACAUCUUCAGCUUGGCAGCUCAGCUCUGUUGAGUGCUUCUAGAAAUAAAUUUAGGCUAAUCCGAAGCCUCCUUUGGUUGCACAGAUGCAGUGUCUACUAAACAAUGUGUCUACUACUAAGCGUCCCUCGCUGAGAACAUGCAUAAAGGAAAGGAAGGUGGAAAGGAGUUGUGUUUAUGGGGUGGGAGGGUAAAUGUAUUUAACUAAGGAGCAGAUUAGAAUGGUUAAUAAUGAUGGGAAGAAUAUAAAGUCGCUCCCACUGUGUGUAGACAAGAACUGAAUGACCUCUAUUAGAUGACCGUGACCUAAAUUAGGUCCCAAGUGUGGAGUAGGAAUGUAUACACUGCUGCACAGUGUGCUGGUAUUUUCCACAGAAUAUGAUUUUGAAUAUGACCGGGAGACGCUGCCUGUUUAUUGCAGUGAUCCUCCUCUGUAGACUGUAGAGAAAAAGGUCAUUCUGAAAAAAGAAAACAGUUUUGGAAUAUGGAAAAGAUGAUACUGUGCUAAAUAUGUUUGUGUAAACUCAACCCAUUAUAUAGAUCACAUUUCUUUCUCAAUCAAAAUGAUCUGAGCCUCAGUGUCCGUCUGUUGGGUGUGGUGCAACUAUGCUGACGCCUCAUACACAUUGUCCUGAAGUGAACUUUUGAACUGUGAUUACAUCGUUGUCACACAUUGUAGCAAAUAGGUUUCUUUUCGGAAAAUAUGUGAGUAAAAUGUAUGUAUAAUUGGGUUGUUAAUGGCAUAAUUUCUAGCCUGAACAAUAAGGAAUUAUUAAUAUUUGGUAAUGUCAGUCGCUCAUUAUACAUAAAAAUCGACAAACUGAUUGUUCUGUUGAAUUAAAAAAAAAAAAAGUUAAAUAUGUAUCACAAAAAUAAAAGAUCUUGGUUACUUGUAGGAAUGCAGAGACUAUUCCAGUACUGUAUGUGACACAUGGAAAAGUUGGGCAGAAUUUGAUCAGCCAUCACGAAGAUGGAAGGUAGCACCAAUUCAGCAAUUAUCAAAAGACAGGACGUCCUUAGUUUUCCUGUUUCUAUUACUUUGCGUUAUAACAGGGUUUACAUUCCAUUUUGUCAGCUUGCCAUCAUCUGUCACAAACUGUCACAACUGUUUAUUUGUUUACAGAGUAUUUUUAAGGCACUUAAACAUAGCAUUGUUCAGAAAUAAAGUGGUACGUGCUGCAAACUGGCAUAAACUCAAAGUAAUGCACCCUUUACUUUCAGUAUACUUGAUUACUGUGCUGUUUUUUUUUGUUUUUUUUUUGUUUGUUUAAAACUGAACCCUCAUUGCACAACUCAUUCAGGCUGGCAUUAUUCACAACACUGGACUGAGAUGUCUCUCCUUUCUACACCUUUUCACAUGUUUUAGGUCUUUGCGUUGUAUACCUCUAAAGUUUUAGAGAGCUUUUGAAGUGCCAUGAAGCGUUUAGUCGAGCAAGCAUCCUUCAGUCAUUCAGGGACACAGGCUUCCUUUAAGGGAGCCCGAGUGUUUUCCACUGUGAGAAUAAAGUCUUGUACUGACAUGGGGAACAUCCAAGCCAUCAAUGCCUCCAUGCCAGUAUAGUGCCAGGCAGUGCACGAGGGCAAGAGGGAGGGCCCGUGUUAAGUCCCACUAAAGCGAAAAGUGGCAUAUGGGAGGCCCGAGGGGCUGAUGGGGCAGAUGGAUACAAGCCUCAGUCAAUAAAUCACACAUAUCCUUUCUGCCAGUUGUUUUGUUAAAGGUUAUCAGGUAGUGUCAUAUAGUGCAAUGAGAUAUGGAUGACUGAAAGAUGCGCAGAGGCCCUUGCCUGUAACAUCAGAUGUGUUGUUUUCCACUGAACAAAUCAAAAGACUCUGAUGCGUCAUAUGUUAAUGUUACAGUAUGUUGCAUUAUUUUUGUUAAUCUAUUUUUUUGCUGUAAAGGAUGGAAAUAAAGACUUAUUUGCUGGGAAAUGUACUAGAUAUAAUAGAAUAUAAAAUACUUAUGGGGAUGGGAGGCGGGUUUCAAGUCUUAAUAAUACAUAAAAAUUGCAUUGAGCAAUUUUUUUUUUUUUUUUUUUUUUUUUAAGAAAAGUUGCUUUUUUUGGCUGCCUAUCAGUUCAGGAAGAAUUCAGGAUAUUACUCUUGUUUAUCACAGAUAGGAUUUGUUAGCACAUCAUCACUGCAGCAAAUGGAAGUUUGACACAGCAGUUUAAUUAGUUUGGAUGCGUUCUAGAUAUGAUGGAUAAAUUGAUUAUUUGAUGGUGCUGAGUUGAUCUACCUGACUCUGUCAAAUAUAAUCUGCUGAUAAAUAUACUGUCUUGUACAAAAAACUGUACAUAGAUUGUACAUGGUUUCUUUUUGUAUUUUCUCAAAUUAAAAUGGAUGUAUUUGUGUUCUAAA
This is a messenger RNA of Archocentrus centrarchus (flier cichlid), 8087 nucleotides long. It is a transcript of the gene kcnma1a, whose product is annotated as potassium large conductance calcium-activated channel, subfamily M, alpha member 1a. Lineage: Eukaryota; Metazoa; Chordata; Actinopteri; Cichliformes; Cichlidae. Bases 1 to 3738 code for a protein of 1245 amino acids. Gene Ontology annotation, biological process: potassium ion transmembrane transport. Gene Ontology annotation, molecular function: large conductance calcium-activated potassium channel activity. Gene Ontology annotation, cellular component: postsynaptic membrane. The transcript has 32 exons. The record is from RefSeq and is a predicted model, not a curated record.